UAGCGGAUCGGUACCCGUACAAAUUAGCGUCUGGAACGAGGAUUGAAAUCGAAAGGACGAUCCUAACUUUAGUGUUAUUACUGUGAGUUCAGUUACUUGCGACCAUGAUGCAGAAAAAACCGCAACAUUUUGCGCAUGAUCCUAUGAUAAUACCGCGCGUUAAGCAGUAUUUGGAAGAGAAUGUACACCAAACGUAUGUGGACGUUGGUGUGAUGGCACGCGAGCUCCAGCAACGCUACCGGGAGUACUACCGUCGUAAAGCCGGUGUUUUCCGUACGUUGGUGGAACAAGCGUACCGCACGGUGCUCCAUAGCUACGGGCUGGACAGUAAUCCGUCGUCGGACAACGACGACGAAGCGUUGUCGGAUGUGGAAGUGAUGGAUGAAACGAUGGCCAACAGCCGGGCCCAGAUGAACGAUACGCUCACGAAUCUGUACAUGAACAAUCGCAACCGUCCACCGGCGUCGCAGGUGAUGGGCGCGGUUGCGGACCAGUCGACGGCCGGUGGCGGAGGCGGCGGCGGUGGCGGCCAGGUAGCGAUCGACAUCAGUAGCGACGAGGAGGACGGCGGGCAGCAGGCGCCGGAUGGUUCCCGUUCGGGAGGUGAAAAAUCAAACUUUGUUCAAACAUUCGUCACAUCCAACAAGCAUGUAACGGUAACGAAGGUUACACGCACCAAUAACACACGGGAUGAUGAAUCGAGCAACGGUAGUGCGUCCGGCCCGGAAGGUAGUGGUGACAAGGACCCACCGGUACCGAAACGUCGACGAGUGGAAGAAACGGGGCUAACGAUGGCACAACAUUUGCGGAACACACUGAAGGUCAACAAGGACAACAACUCCACCGCCGAUUCCGCGGCGAGUCGCCCGAACAAACCAAACAAGUCGGGAACAAACCAGAACGGUACCGGAGCAGGACAGCAGCGUAUGGCGAAAAAGUACCGCAAGGAAAUUGUCCCGCGUGUAGUGACCACCACGUUCGAAGACAUUGGAGGGAUGGAUCGUAUUCUGAAGGAUCUGUGCGAGUUGCUGUUGCACGUGAAGCACCCGGAAAUCUAUCGCCACAUUGGGUUGCCACCGCCGAGAGGAUUUUUGCUCCACGGCCCACCGGGUUCGGGCAAAACGUUGCUUGCACAGGCCAUCGCUGGGCAAUUAAAAAUUGAAAUGAUUGAAAUCCCGGCCACGGAACUGAUCGGUGGUAUUUCGGGCGAGUCGGAAGAAAGGAUACGGGAGGUGUUCGAGCAGGCGGCUGCGAACGCACCGUGCGUACUGUUCAUCGACGAAAUUGAUGCCAUCUCAUCCAACCGCAUCAACGCGCAGAAGGACAUGGAACGGCGCAUCGUUGCCCAGCUGCUAAGCAGCCUGGACAAUCUUGGUAAGAUUGAAGGUGGCGAAGGGGUGAUUGUGAUCGGCGCUACCAAUCGGGCCGACUCCCUUGAUCCGGCCCUCCGGCGUGUCGGUCGGUUCGAUCAGGAAAUAUCGCUCGGUAUACCGGAUCGGACGGCGCGCUUGCAGAUACUGAAGAUCAUCUGCCGGAAGCUGAAAAUUGCCGACUCGAUCGAUUAUGGCGAGCUGGCCAAGCUGACACCGGGCUACGUGGGUGCGGAUCUGCUCGCGUUGGCCACCAGAGCGGCCAACACCGCCAUCAAACGUCUUUUUACGCAAAAGAAGCAGAAGCUACUGGAAGCGAAUGAACUACAAGACGACACCUCGGACGAUGUAGUGGCCAUAGAUGAUGAGGUCGACGAAGUGGUAAACCUUGACGAUGACAAAGAUGAAGAAAUUGCAACGGAAAAUGAGACGGAACAGUUGAACGGCGAGAAGGAUUCACCCGUUAAAGCUGCUGAAAUGGACACCGAGCCGCCGGCGACCGUCAAUCAACCGGAGGAAAGUAAUAAAAAGGUAACUGACCAAGACGUCUCUACAGCACCGGUCAGUGAACCGGUUUCCAGCACCGACGAGCAGAAGGAAACAACCAACACAAACACCGAGGAAGUGAAGGAAAAGGCCGUACCAACAUCGACCGAGGAAGUAGCACCUUCCGCUGGAGGAGAGGCAGAAAAAAUGGAUGUUGAUGGGCAACCAACGAGCAAGGACGAACCGGUGAAGUCGGUGAAGGAACCUGUUGAAGCAGAUACAAAGAAGGAUGCCGAGGUGGAUAAACCUGAAAACAAAUCCACCAAUGGUCCAAUGGCGGAGGAAGAAAAGCAGACAAAGGAGAGUGAAAAGGAAACGACAGAGACGCAGGUGACAAACACAGUGAGCGAGGAAAAGGGGGAGGAAGCUGCAAUGGAAGUGGACAACCCGCAGCUGACAUCGGUGGUACCUCCGAAGGAACCCGUCGUAUCUACGAAGGAACCCGUCGUACCUACGAAGGAUCUCAUCGUAAAGGAGGAAACCACACUCGAGCAGAUGAUGGAGAUGUUGUUGAACCAACAGAACGCCCUACCGACGGACGAGCUGGAAGGUUUGUGCAUCGAGCGGGAAGAUUUCAUGGAAUCGCUCCGAACCGUGCAGCCAUCGGCGAAGCGGGAAGGAUUCAUCACCGUACCGGACGUGACCUGGAACGAUAUCGGUUCGCUGGGCGAUAUCCGGGAGGAGCUGAAGCUGGCCAUUCUCGCGCCGGUCAAGUUCCCCCAGCGGCUGAAGAUGCUCGGCCUGAACGCACCGUCCGGGGUGUUACUCUGCGGUCCACCGGGUUGCGGUAAAACGUUGCUUGCCAAAGCGGUCGCUAACGAGGCGGGCAUAAAUUUCAUCUCCGUUAAAGGCCCCGAGCUGUUGAACAUGUACGUCGGAGAAUCGGAACGCGCCGUAAGACAGUGUUUCCAGCGAGCGCGCAAUUCCGCCCCGUGCGUUAUCUUCUUCGACGAGUUCGACUCCCUCUGCCCGAAGCGGUCCGAUACGGCCGAGGGAAGCGCCGGUACGCGUGUCGUCAACCAGCUGCUCACCGAGAUGGACGGUAUCGAGGAGCGUAAGGGGGUGUUUCUUAUGGCCGCAACCAACCGGCCGGACAUUGUCGACCCGGCCGUACUGCGCCCCGGGCGAUUGGAUAAGAUUCUCUACGUCGGGCUCCCCGCUUUGACCGAUCGGGUCGACAUACUGCGAGCGCUGACGAAAAACCGAACCCAACCACCGCUGGCCGCGGACGUGGAGUUCGAGAAGGUGGCCGAGCUUACCGAGGGCUACACCGGAGCCGAUCUGGCCGGGCUCGUGCGGCAAGCGUCGCUACAAACGCUCAAAGAUUCGAUCGUUGCGUGCGGUCAGGAGGAAACGACGACGGACGACGGUGGUGAGCAGGCGGAAAUGUCCCUCACCGUCACCCUGGCACACUUUCUCGAGGCGAUACGAAACAUUAAACCAUCUGUCGGUACUGAGGACAAAAAACAUUACGAAAAACUACGCCUCAAGUACGGAACCAGCGCCACGUGUUAGAGCUCGAUCGUGGGAUUUAUUUCUAAGAGGCGGAAAAUUACAAUUUUUCGUACACUA
Molecule: messenger RNA, 3488 nt
Organism: Anopheles coustani
Lineage: Eukaryota; Metazoa; Arthropoda; Insecta; Diptera; Culicidae
Gene: smid
Product: nuclear valosin-containing protein-like
Exons: 7
Coding region: 105-3431 (1108 amino acids)
Biological process (GO): ribosome biogenesis
Cellular component (GO): nucleus
Molecular function (GO): ATP binding; RNA binding; ATP hydrolysis activity
Source: RefSeq, a predicted model, not a curated record